ACAUUGUCUUUUCCGGGAUUGACACAGGUCAGGCUGCAGGAGGUCCUUUGAUGAUUGGAAGCAGAAUUAUCACCUUCACACGUUUCUGCUGGCCUUCUACACCGUUUAUUCCUCCUUGGGUCCCGACUUUUUUUUCCUCUGUUACGAGCACGCAAGCGCUGUCUACGCGCGCUCACUGGCUUAUUGGUGGAGCCUCCUUUUGUUUUCCGAGUUCCGAAGGGUAACGGAGUUUCUUUUGUCAUCCUGUGGUGUAGGAAACUGCCCUGCGAUAAGUCCCAGCUGCUUCGCUUCAAUUUUAAGGGGGUCAUGGGGUCUUGUCAGGCGGACUGCCAGUUUCCUACCUGGCAUCCGCGCAUGAAAUCGAUGAGGUUCAGGAAUGCGGCUCCUCCGAAAGUGUGUCUUCUAGUCUUUCUUCUCGCGUCAACUGUCUUCGUAGCAUUUGGGAGUUGUGAAACAUCAAAUGGCGAUUCUGUGGAGGUGCAGAAAUGUGCUACGCUCAAUCGCGUUGCCGAGCCCCUGCCGUUCUUGCAGAAGAAAACGCUUUUCCUCAUUGCCAACGAGCCAGUCCUUGAAAGCCACGUCGUCAGCAAUCUUCUGCAUCAGCUCCUUUACACACUGCAGGUCCCAAACAGCCAUGUGCAACUGCUUGACGAGGUCCUUCUUUCGGAACAUGGAAAAACCAGCCAUGCUACCGUGCUCCCGUGGCUGCUGAAUGUCUACCGGGAGUUACCCGCCGGGAUAGAGUUUGUCUGGCUUGGCACAGCAUACAGUCGCAUAGUCGGCCCUUCCCUUGAAAAGCUUAUGGCCCUUCUGGUGUCUGAGGCUCAGGAAAUGAAUCCACGGAGUCGUGAGUGGUAUCCUCUAGGUCUGUGCGCUGGGUACGGUUUAAAGGAUCCAGUUUUGUCGAGAACUCACCAUUUUUACCAGGAUGAUGCGUUUGUGUAUCCAUUCUUGGAUGCGGGACUCCUCAUGGAUCGGAAGUUUCUCCGCUUUCUUGACCAAACUGUCAAGGAAGAGGGCACGAAGCUGCCGCCGCGCAUCGAGAUCGAUCCCAUUCACGAGCUGUUUAAAUUUCUGUAUCAAACCCGAGGUUUCCUCAUGCAGCAUUCGAAUAUGUUUUGCCCAAGCUCGCCGAUUUCUCGCGACUUCGACCGCGCAGAAGUUCUGUAUCCACCUAAACACAAGAGACCAACCAAUGGCGCCACACCACGCGCUCAGGGAAAUGACGACGCUUCUGAUGCUGGAGGCGAAUACAAGGGAGGAGCGGCCAAGGGGAUGCUUGGCAGCCGAAGAAGUCCGGCACUCAGCACCGCUGAGAAGAAACACAUUCAAGGCUGCGUAUCCUUCGGUGUAGGGUGUAGACACUCUCCAAUUCUUUCUCACCAGUUCUUCGACCGGAUGAUGGAAUUUGAGCAUGACAUCAUGGAACGAAAGGAAGCUCUCGCCGAGCAGUAUCCCAUCGGUGCUGAUGUGAGCGACGACCACCCGGAGUUCCGUGAGAAGGAAGCGGCCCUGAUGAAGGAACGCCCUGUCUUCAUUGCCGAACCUGAGGAUGUUCUAAUCGCCGUCAAGACACAUCCGGCGAAUCACGGAACCCGCGUAAGGCUGCUUAAGAAGCUCUGGGCGGCACCAGAUGUGGUAGUUGAAAUGGCGCAGCGCCGAGCAAAAGCGAGCAACAACGCGCACCCGUUCCGAGCCGCAGUCGCAGAACAAGAGCACGCCAGUCUGGAAAAGCACAUGCGUAAUAUCGCGAUAGAAUUCUUCACAGACAAGACUGACAGUGGCGCCUCUGGCCCUACAGACAUUGUCUCACUUUCAGUAACGUACCCUGGGGAAAAGAGGGCUCUGUGCGAGAAAUUGCGCGGGAUCUUGAAGCACUUCUACCAAAACCACAAAACGAGGAGGUAUCUCGUCAUCGUCGACGACGAUACUCUUGUUAAUGUCCGCCACCUGCUGGAUGCGAUUUCGAUGACCCUGCACCCGCCGAUCCCAGCUCGCGUCUUCUUUCGCCAAGCUCUGUCAGACGAGAACGCAAUCCGGAAAGCCCACGCGCCGUACAAAGCGCUGGCAGAGAGCAUCGACUCGUUCCUAGCUGACUGGAAGGCGAAGCGAGCCCUCCGACCACCGUCAGCAGAAAGUGCUCUUCCAGGGAAACGCGACAGCUCUGCAGCUCCGAAGGAAGGGAGUCCGCAGGGUCGGGGGAACAGAACACAGGGAAAGCAUGAAACAGAGGCAGCAGUCGCGACGCCUGCAAAAAACGCCUUUGUCUCCAAAGCGUAUGUGAAGAACCGGGCUGUGGAGGCCUCGCGGGAGCGAGGGAAAAAGCACCCAGACGUGGUCGACCGCAUUUCUCCCCUUUAUCUCGGACAGCGGUACUCUUUCGGCCACACGCAGGGGGGGGACCAAGGCAAUGGUUACGACUACAUCACCAUGGGAGGCGGAGUGGUUCUGGAUCGAGAGGCAGUCGAGGAGGUGCUGGAAUGCAAAACGUGCCGCUGCCCAGAGGAUGGAACUGGAGACGACAUGAUUCUCGGGCGGUGGAUGCAUCAACUGAAGAUUCCCGCUCUCCACGGACGCUGGUUUCACCAGGAGAAGCCGGGAGACUACCACCCCGAGCACCUGCGGAUGACGACGCCUGUGAGCUUUCAUCGACUGGAGAAAGAAACUGACAAAACGAAGAAAAUUUUCGACAAGUUUGUCGACAUUGGAGAUGGAUUGAACGUCGGUGCUGAAGAAGUGGAUGAUUUUGAAGCCGUCGACUGGAUCGACUUCGACUGGCAACAAGUUGAAGACGCCGUAUGGCAUGAUCACGACGACGGCGAAGGUGACUUCGAUGACGGGGAAGACGAGGAACUGAGUCUACAUUCAAUUGUACAACGAAUUGUGGAAGAAGGGAAGAAACAAGGGAAACACAACAUGUCGCCAGACGAUAUUGCUGACCACCUUGAAAAGGAAGUAAAGGAACAGGAGGAAAAAGAAAAAGCGCAAAAAGAAGACUGGAGCUGGCUCCACGACGAGCUCUGAUCAAAAUCACUUAAUCUGUAUGUGAUCUUAGACUGCAAGACGGUAAACUCACUCUGCCAGAGCGUGUAGAACGAUUUGGGGGAAACGUGGUCUGUUGGGUGUUACACAAACUAAGCGGGUAUAUUUUCACUGCUUUUUAUGGUUGACGCCAAACUCCCAGCUCCGCCUCAAGGCGAAAUGAGAUGCAAGCAAAUGUACGGGUUUUUUUGCGUGUAAGCUGCACCAGAGUCGAUCGUAAACUACGGUAUGAGUGUCGUAUGUUCACGCGAGCGUGAAACCCUGAAACCGGGGGAUCAGAGAGCUGUGUUAACUACCCUGAUGUGGUUUGUUAGCUACCGAGAAGGGAGGGGAUGGCGAUCCAGGCAACUCUCUUCUUACAGUUUCUGUAAAGAAUGUCACGAGUGUUUGUGCAUGAAGAAUCUAGUGAAAAGUGAUUUCAUCGCUGUCUCAGUACUUUCUUUACAACAUAGCAAGCGGCGAAGCCC
Messenger RNA from Toxoplasma gondii ME49, 3509 nucleotides. RefSeq lists its product as hypothetical. The record is from RefSeq and is a predicted model, not a curated record. Gene Ontology annotation, molecular function: N-acetylgalactosaminide beta-1,3-galactosyltransferase activity. The coding region runs from base 307 to 3024 and encodes 905 amino acids. Lineage: Eukaryota; Apicomplexa; Conoidasida; Eucoccidiorida; Sarcocystidae. Gene Ontology annotation, cellular component: membrane. The transcript is spliced from 2 exons.